CUGCGCAUCACCUGCGGAACUGAAUCACUCACUCGCACGUAAAAGUCUCUCCACCAUGGCAGUCAAUCCCAACGAAGAUACGGAAUUCAACGAUGCUCUCCGCAAGUACGGCAUCAUCCCUCCUAAAGAAACUACUCCCCCUACCCCUUCACCUCCGAGCUCUCCAAAGUUACACGACGUGCUCGAUGAUCUCACCCCAGAAGAGCUAAAAGAGCUGGGCGAAGAGAUCACUGACGAAGACCUAGACCGUGAUAUCGAUUCAUAUCGGAGACAGCGAUUAGCUCAGGAGCAACUGCAGCAGAAACGCGCCCGCUUUGGGAGAGUCUAUCCAAUCGGACGCGAUGAUUAUACCAGGGAGGUCACUGAGGCUAGUAAGAUUGAUGAAGAGGGUGAUGAAGAAGAGAAAGGCACUGGCGUGAUAUGCUUCUUAUACAAGGACGGAAUUCCUCGGAGCGACAGAACUUUUGGGCAUAUACACGCUCUAGCAAGUCGAUAUCCGCACUCAAAGUUCGUGUCAAUCGUAGGCAACAAAUGCAUUGCAGACCUCCCAGAUUCUCGAGUUCCCAUGUUAAUUGUAUACCGCAAGGGGGAAAUACGGAAUCAACUUAUUGCAUGGGGAGCUGAUCGUGAAAGACAGCUUGAAGAACUCGAGGCACUUUUGAUUUUAUGUGGCGCCUUAGAUAUUUCCCGCGGGCCACUGGGGGAACGACGAGCGACCGAUGGCGACGACUCUGAAGAAGAGGAUGAUGAUUAUACGUCUUCUCGCAUGCGGUCUGCUGCCACAAGUACGAAUACUCGGGCACCCAAAAAUGUACGGGCGCAAAGCAAGAAAGACGACUCGGACUCGGAAUUUGAAUUUGACAUGUAGUCUGCAACAGUGUCAGAAUUUGAGAAGUAUCAAAGUUUAGCACUUAGUGCUUAACCCUCCUUUGCUUCGUGCUGUGAAUCUUCUGGCUGAUCUG
Messenger RNA from Suillus fuscotomentosus, 962 nucleotides. RefSeq names its product thioredoxin-like protein. The transcript has 4 exons. Gene Ontology annotation, cellular component: cytoplasm. Gene Ontology annotation, biological process: protein folding. The record is from RefSeq and is a predicted model, not a curated record. The coding region runs from base 56 to 868 and encodes 270 amino acids. NCBI's taxonomy places the organism in Eukaryota, Fungi, Basidiomycota, Agaricomycetes, Boletales, Suillaceae.